AUGGAACCAGAGACUGAUAUGGUGUUGGUAGUGAUCUUUCUCAGCAUUGUGACCCUGAUCACUGCCUUAAUGAACAGUGCAGUCAUAUUGACGAUCAUUAACACAAAAAAACUCCACCUGCCCGCCAACUACCUGAUCUGCUCUCUGGCUGUCACUGACUUCCUGGUGGCCAUCUUGGUGAUGCCCCUUAGCGUCCUCUACAUCGCCACAAAGAAGUGGCUGCUGGGAUGUGUCGUCUGUGAGGCAUGGCUGAGCGUGGACAUGACCUGCUGCACCUGCUCCAUCCUGCAUCUGUGUGCCAUCGCACUGGACCGCCACUGGGCCAUCACCAACGCCCUGGAGUACGCCUGCAAGAGAACCCCGUGCCACGUCGCCAUCAUGGUUACCAUCGCGUGGACCAUCUCUGUCCUCAUUUCAGUGCCGCCUCUGUUACGGAGGCACAGCGGGGAUGACAACUUCGGCAAUUACACCAAGUGUCUCAUCGAGCAUGACCACAUCGGCUACACCAUCUACUCCACCUUUGGGGCCUUCUACAUCCCAAUGGCCAUCAUCCUCAUCCUCUACUACCGGAUCUUCAUCGCAGCCCGGACCUUGUACCACAAACGGAGCUCCUCGGGAGCCCAGUGUAAGAGGAGAGCCAGCAGCCACAACUGCCUCAGUAGCUGCCGUGUCACACCAACGCCUCUCUGUGCGUCUGAGCAGUCUGCCUCGGACCCCGCGCUAAACACAGAGCUAAAUAUACUCAAUGGCCCCAACCUGCAUAAGUCAGACAGUGGGGGACCGGGGGGGACCUGUGAUGAGAGGACCCAGAUCUGUGCCUCCAGAGAGAGGAAGGCUGCCCGCACACUGGGCCUCAUCCUGGGGGCUUUUAUCCUAUGCUGGCUGCCUUUCUUUGUUAAGGAGUUACUGGUGGGCCUCCGGGUGUUUCAUGCAUCAGCACAGGUGUCAGACUUUCUCACGUGGCUGGGAUACGUUAACUCACUCAUCAACCCCCUGCUCUACACUAGCUUCAAUGAGGACUUCAAGCAGGCCUUUAAGAAACUGCUCCGAUGUAAAGAGUGCAAAUAG
Molecule: messenger RNA, 1068 nt
Organism: Salvelinus sp. IW2-2015
Lineage: Eukaryota; Metazoa; Chordata; Actinopteri; Salmoniformes; Salmonidae
Product: 5-hydroxytryptamine receptor 1E-like
Exons: 1
Coding region: 1-1068 (355 amino acids)
Biological process (GO): adenylate cyclase-inhibiting serotonin receptor signaling pathway; G protein-coupled receptor signaling pathway, coupled to cyclic nucleotide second messenger; chemical synaptic transmission
Cellular component (GO): dendrite; plasma membrane
Molecular function (GO): G protein-coupled serotonin receptor activity; neurotransmitter receptor activity
Source: RefSeq, a predicted model, not a curated record